UCGCAUCGACAGUACCACGAGCCCUGCCCUCACUGCAAGUACCGCUGGAGCUUCAAGAACGAUGAUUUGUGCCACCAGUGCGCUGGGCCGUUGGUGGCCAAACCAGCAGCGGAUCGCAGCCCACGAGGCCAGUGUGCUCCCAGCCCUCCAGCUAUCCUGCAGCCGCCGUUUCGCGACGCUGGCGCCGACUCCCCGUUCAAUCCCACGCCAGCGGAGGCUGCGUACAUCAGCAAAGGUCGCGGCAAAGCGAACGCCGCCGAGGCUUCCAAGCGCCCAUGGGUCGACCGCAAUGGCUGGCACCCCCGCGGUGGCAGCUCUCCAACGCCGCCCACCAAGGCCACCCAUGAGCCCGCGGACGCGCCGGCGGCGCUCCUGGGGAAGCUAGAGGCGCCCCUGUCCGAGGGCCUCGCCGUCGUCGACGGCCGCGCGUUCUGCGCGGAGGGCCUGGAGUUCGGCCCCGCCGGCCUGCGGGAGCGGGGGCGGGCCAGGUCCAGCCUCGCCGCGGGCGUCAGGGCGGGAGUGGCCGAGGAAGCCAAGGGCGUCUUUCUGCGCGCGCAGGCCGAUCGCAGGCGCGGCGCUAGCAAUGGGGGCGUUGGCGACGCUGCCGUCGAUGCUGCCGCCAUGCCUGGCGGCGGAUCCACGCCUGGAGUGAGCGGCGCCGGCGCAGGCUGCGAGGGUGGAGGCGCUGCCUCAUCUGCUCAGGCUGCGGCCCCGCCGACGGAGAGACCCGGCGACCUCCGCGCCGGGGCCGGGCAGAAGGCCCAGGGCGCGGCCAAAGCUGUCUAG
Messenger RNA from Prorocentrum cordatum, 786 nucleotides. Lineage: Eukaryota; Dinophyceae; Prorocentrales; Prorocentraceae. The record is from the annotation of a GenBank genome assembly.